This is a messenger RNA of Bombus pyrosoma, 9815 nucleotides long. It is a transcript of the gene siz, whose product is annotated as IQ motif and SEC7 domain-containing protein 2. Bases 3386 to 6472 code for a protein of 1028 amino acids. NCBI's taxonomy places the organism in Eukaryota, Metazoa, Arthropoda, Insecta, Hymenoptera, Apidae. The record is from RefSeq and is a predicted model, not a curated record. The transcript has 9 exons. Gene Ontology annotation, molecular function: guanyl-nucleotide exchange factor activity. Gene Ontology annotation, biological process: actin cytoskeleton organization; regulation of ARF protein signal transduction.
CGCGGCGUUGUGUCCAUCGAGGUGGGGUGCAGCCGUUCGACGGUUUCGCGGCGAACAUCCGAGCGAGUCGCGGCGAGUGAGCGAGCGAACCAACCAGUCAACCUGAAACCGCGAACAGCCGCGACAGCGUGUGCCUCGUCGUUGCUCCGUGCGCUCUCGAUGGCGCCAGGCCCCGCAACUUUAAAAUAAACAUCGCGAUUCCGCCGCGGGCGUCGGCGAGUAUACGGCGCGCGGAUCUUGAAUCGAGUUUUGCCGCGCGAAUAUCUGUCACACGGUUGAAAUACGGCCACGCGUGCGUGCAACUAGUUCACGAUAUCUUUUAAUUAUACGGCUCUAGAUGUAGGAUAAGUGGUUUAACCGGGUGGAUUGAUAAGGAGGAUUUUUACUCUGAACAACGGUGCUUCGAGUUGUGAAAACAGGAAUAUUGAUUAGUGAGAGUUGAAACGUUCGUGAAGUUAGUGUAACGGGGAUUGCCGCGCAUGGAAUCUGUCGACUUUGCGAUUGCCUUGGAAAGGUGCUGCAAUUGUAUCGGAAUGCUGGUUGCAAUUGCAUCGCGGGGAGAUCGAGUGACACGGCAAUUACUCUCGCUACAUGGAAUCGCGGCGCCACAAUUCCAUCUAGAAGGAAUUGCCUGCCGUUGAAGUCAAUUACAAGGGAAUUGACAGACGUUGAAUUACAAAGCAACUGUCAUCGUUCCGACCGACCCAUCUUUCAAGCAAUUCCAUUUCGUUGAUUUUCCCGUGCCACGGAAUUACGGUGCCAAGUGUGUUCCAACGUAUCAAUCUCGACAACGCAGCAAAAUCCAGAGAAUUGCCAGCAACCUUGCGCUCGACCUCAAACUGAAGCAGCCUCUCGAAUACGCGACUCGAGCUCGGCUUAAGGCUCGAGUCAAGGAAAUCACAUCGUGACCGAAAUGCCGGGCUAAAAUCCGAGCCAAAAGGACCGACAACCUCAAGGCAAAACGGUCGGUUCUCGCAAGUUCGAGCGGAGGUGCCGAGCGUCGAAUCGGAUGGAAAGCGAGUCGAGUGGAGUUGCGAUAAAACGUUGUACGAUCGGGAAAGGAGCAACCAUGGCGGCCAGUCGGUGAAAUCGAAGAUGAAGCGAAAGCACGAUCGGUCGAAGUUCAAAGUAUAGCGGCGUCUAUUGAACGUUUUGCUCUCGCGUUACGCCCGUGGAAAGUCAAACGAACGGAGAGAAAAGGAACGAGCGAGGGAAGGAGAAGGUGAGAAGGGAAGGACGUGGUGUGUACGCCGACAGACUUUCACGUCGACUCUGUUUCUUCUGGAUCGCGUUACGAAAAUCGCGAUCCGUUGUCCGGGUAUCGCUGGAAAAACUCGAUCGCAGCUAUCGAUGUGUCGCGAACCUUGUGUCACGAUGCGAAUUGAAAGCGGAAUAAAUCGCGAGAAGUAGAGACGAUUCGUUUCUCGGAUACGACAUUUGGAUCGGCUGUAUCGUCCGUUCGUUCGUCUUUACAUAAUCAUGUAUCUCGCGAAGAAUUUGCUCGGUUCGUGCGAGCAAAUACGGCUGAUCGGGUGCAGAACAUUUUUUCAGUGAAAUCGUCGCGUGGUGUUUGGCGAUCGUCCGUUGCGCGCUCCCGAUCUCGAGAAAGCGACCGUUAACGCAGGUUGUGAACUCUGCAGUGGACACUCGGUGGAAUAUAAACUUUGACAGCUGACAUAUACAAGCGAUAACGAUAAAUAACAGGGAUAUAAGUAACAACCGAAGUACGAGAUGAAAUAUGGAAGAAAGUACGAGUCAAAGUUGAAGUUGGUCGAAAAGGACGUGAAACGGAAGAGUGUGUUUUUUCAAAGAUAAAAGCUUAGGCCAAAGUUGGGUGAUAUUCUGCUUCUACCAAAGCUGGUCUUCUCAAUAAGAGAGAGAGAGAGAGAGAGAGAGUGGAAAGAUUAAGUAGCAAGUUUUAAACAGUUCGAAGUUGGUCGAAUUAUCGGUCCCCGAACCGACGUCGCUUCCUCGUGAACUUCGCCAGUCUCCCGCCUCUAAUCGAAUCUUCCGCAGCAACGACGGAUAAAUCGAUUACCAAUUAAUACCCGGAGCUCUCUUGGGGAAGAGAAGAAAAGGAUAAAAAAGCAAAAUCAAUUUUGUGAUGGGGCAAAAUUCGCAGACCGAAAAACCAGUUUAGUUUGCAACUAAAUAAUAACUAGAUUUCGUAAAGUUACGAGAAUUUGGUUAAUUGCCCAGAACCACCAAAUAAGACGACAAAAAAUCAAUUAUAGGAGCUGGAUUUCUUGGAAUUGCGACACAUGACGGAUUGGAAUUCGCUGGAAACGCGGUGAAUAAAAUUGUGCCGCGUUAGAAUCGUUGCACGUAGGACCGAGGUGCGCUGGAAUUGUCGCGCGUAGAAUCGAAUAGCUUUGCAAUUGUGAAUACAAGAAAUUCGACUACGGUGGAAUCGCGACGCGCUGAAAUCACCGCACGCGGAAUUGGUCGCAAUUGCCACUCUCAGAAUCGACCCGCGCCGAAAUAGUGGAACAUAAAUAGAAACGAUCGUUGCAUCGGAGUUGCCACGCACAGAAAUUGUUCACGUGGGAAUUGCGGCGCAUCGAGCUCGCAAUUGACGGAAUUGCGACGCCCAGAGAUCGGAAUUGCGCUCGUGCAGAAUACAGUUGUUUGGAAAUUCCGACGUACGAAAUUCAGCUUCGCGAGAUUGUUGGAAUUGUCGAACGUAUUAAUUACAUUCGAAUAAAAAAAAAUACCGCGAACGACGACAAAAUACCGAAGACUAUGGAGGAAGGUGGAAACGGAAAAUAAACGGCUGUACGAUAAGAAGUCGAUAAUACGAUGAUCGAUGGAGGAAAAUUGGGCGCAACACGCGUUUAUUGGUUCUGACGGCCAUAACUACGCGAUAAUGAUGCGCAUUAUAUUCGCGAUUCGUGCGUCAUAAGGUUUCGACUGUCGGCGAUGACGGUGACAUCAAUUUAGAGACUGUCCGACGCGGCUAAAUCUAAUUAUUUAACAAGCUGCUGGCCGUAAUGCGCUUCGAGCGCGUACGCGAAAUUGUGUGGAAGAAGGCGACCGCUGCGACGAACGUCGUUUCUCUUCUCCGCCUGCGUUCUUCUCACGACUAUCGACAGUUUAGUGCAGUGUAUCGUUAGUACGCCGUGGUGUUUCACAGUUUUAUGCUGCCUUUGUGUUUGCAUACGCAUCGUUUGAGGAUACCAGGUCUAUUGGAUACCGAAAUGUAUCUCGGAUAAGUCAGACGCUUGCGACAUUCGCGAGACAAACCAAAGAGCUUUGUGAUAGUCAGUAAUUAAAAAAAACUGUGGAAUAUUUGAAAAAGAUAGAGGAGAAAGAUGAGACCGGGAGUGAAAAUAGCGAGACCGCGUGGUCCUGUGAUUCAAGUGAUUGGUGAUCAGUGAAAGCAAUCAUGUUUACGAUGAUCGAACCGCGGGGCGACAGGGUGGCCAACACCCAGACAAAACAUCACUGUUACCAAGUGAUCAGGACCACAAGGGUGCACCAGAGUUCCAGAAGCUCGAGAAUGGUCACUGUUCAGGAGAAGGUGAUCAGAUCGCGGCUACAGUUGGGCUAUUCCACGCCUACCAACUUCAUCAACCGUUUCCCGCAGAAGAUGGAGAGGCCAUCGCAGCAUGCGGCGAACGUGAACCAGGUGCACGGGAGCGGCAUGCACGGCGUAUACUCGUCAGGCAGUCAAACCUCCCUGACGACGUCCUACAUCACGGGCCAGUCGUACGUUCAGAACCAGAACUACGCACACGGCCCAUACAAUUCCACAUCGAACGUGAGAGUAUACACUCACGCCGGCUACAAUCAGCCCCAAAGUUAUGGUACCAUGGUGCAGGGUUAUGGUGGUCAACCACAGGCCGCAGGGUAUCAACAAAACCAUCUUAAAAAAGGACCUGUACGUAACGGAGACGUGCUGAAGAGAUGCCGGCUGCAGACUGCGUACGAGUUAUCCCAAGACCUAUUGGAUAAGCAGAUAGAGAUGUUAGAAAGAAAAUACGGCGGUGUGAAGGCAAGAAACGCCGCACUGACUAUUCAACGAGCAUUCAGAAGAUACACUCUGCUGAAGAAAUUCGCAGCCAUCACCGCCAUGGCCAAGGCUGAGAAACGUCUCAGCAGAAAGCUUCAGGAAACUACAGAGAGAGCCACGGGCGUGAAUGAACACGAGAGGAUGGUAUACCACAGUCAAAUUUACAUACAGCAGCCACAGACGGCGAACAGACCAAUGCCCAUCAGGAGCAUGUCUCUGAGGGAAAGGAGGCACGUGGAGAACUCACAGUCUCCGAUACCGAGGAGCCAGAGCGGCAGGUGCGAGGUCCAGGUCGCUGGUCAUCAGCACGCGAACCAUAACAUACAUCAAAGUGGCAGACAUACGCCCUCUCUGGCGCCUAGUCCUUGCAACAGACACCAACAGUUACCACCAAGUCCGUGCUGGGAGUCCAGCUCUCAGGAAAGCGGGUCUAGCAUGCAUUAUUACAAUCCACAGGAUACGUUGUGCAGCAUCAGACAAGAUACACCACCAAGGGAUCUGCUGCGGACACCAUGCACGUCGCCGUCGACGCCUCACAAUCUUCAGACACAGGUGGUCCAGAACUGGAGUAGUGCCGGUCACCUUGGUUCCGCUGGUAGAACGAGAGGAUCCGCGAAGAAGGUACCACCGGAAGUGCCAAAAAGAACGUCUUCCAUUACGUCCAGAUCUAUGGAACCACGUCACAAUGGCCUUAGCAAAAGCGUCGAGAACGGUAGCCUAAGCUCGGUUCAGAGUUCUGGCAGCGAUUCCACUAAUUGCGAGAGCUCCGAGGGAGACGCUCAAAGAGGAUCACCUGUGUGGAAACAUAAAGGAAUCUCAAGUUCACCAGAACACCAAGAAUGCGCCAAUCACACAACAGACUCAACUACCAUGAUGAGCAGUGUGAAGGAUCUUGGCCACUCUCAUGCCAGUUCCGGCUACCAGCUUCCUCUCAUGGAUCAUCCAGAAAGUAUACCGCAGACGAGCUAUAAAGUAUCAGAAAUAGUAAGAAAACGUCAGUAUCGAGUGGGCCUAAAUCUGUUCAACAAGAAACCAGAAAGAGGAAUCAGUUACUUGAUCAGAAGAGGAUUCUUGGAGAAUAGCCCUCAGGGUGUAGCAAGAUUUUUGAUCAGUAGAAAAGGACUGUCCAAGCAGAUGAUAGGAGAAUAUCUUGGAAACCUUCAAAACCCCUUCAACAUGGCUGUGCUUGAAUGCUUCUCCCACGAGCUGGACCUAUCAGGAAUGCAGGUAGACGUCGCUUUGAGGAAGUUUCAAGCAUACUUCCGGAUGCCAGGUGAAGCUCAAAAAAUAGAACGACUAAUGGAAGUGUUCAGCCAACGUUAUUGCCACUGCAAUCCCGAUGUAGUAUCCAGGCUACGCUCAGCAGACACUGUCUUUGUAUUAGCGUUCGCAAUAAUCAUGCUGAACACUGAUCUGCACACACCAAACCUGAAACCAGAACGCAGAAUGAGGCUGGAUGACUUUGUCAAGAACCUCAGAGGCAUAGACGAUUGUGGAGAUAUUGACAGAGAUAUAUUGGUUGGAAUUUAUGAAAGAGUAAAGGAAAACGAAUUCAAACCUGGCUCAGAUCAUGUUUCUCAAGUGAUGAAGGUCCAAGCGACAAUAGUAGGCAAGAAACCUAACAUGGCCUUGCCUCAUAGAAGAUUAGUUUGCUAUUGUAGACUGUAUGAGAUCCCAGACAUCCACAAGAAAGAGAGACCAGGUGUACAUCAACGAGAAGUAUUUCUCUUCAACGAUCUCCUCGUUGUAACAAAGAUCCUGAGCAAGAAAAAGAACAGCGUUACUUAUACGUUCAGACAAAGCUUUCCACUGUGCGGAAUGGUAGCCACGCUGUUUGAAGUUCCUCAUUAUCCGUAUGGAAUUAGACUCUCCCAACGCGUGGAUGGAAAGGUAUUGGUUACGUUUAACGCGAGGAACGCGCACGACAGGUGCAAGUUUGUGGAGGAUCUCAGAGAAUCCAUCAGCGAAAUGGACGAGAUGGAAACCUUACGGAUUGAGACGGAACUAGAACGACAGAAGAGCAGCAGAAGUGCGAGAGGCGGCGCUGAAAAUAGAGACUCUGGAGUGGCAGAUGUCGAGAUAUGUCCUUGCCCGGGACCCUACUCCGAAAGAUCGGAAACUACCGACAUAGAUACCCAAUUAAAACGUUCUGCCCUUAGUAAUUCCCUUCUGGACAUACAUGAACAAUUUGCUGGUGAAAAACCGCAGCGACGUGGAAGCGUGGGCUCACUCGAUAGCGGUAUGUCGAUUUCUUUUCAAUCUACAUCUGCCAGCUCAAUGAGCCAAGGCAUUAAACAUCCUGGACAAGUUCAUCCUAUACAUCCAGGGGCUACGAUCCCUGGUGGUGCUAAAGGACUGGCUCAGCAGCCAUCUUUUUUAGGGGGUCUAUUCGCCAAACGGGAACGAAAACUUUCACAAUCGGAGGAAUCCGGCCCGUACAGUCGCACCACGGAAGUGUAAUAUAUCCUUCCGGUGCUACCUAAGAGAUAACAGGCCAAAGUGGAAGUUCCACAAGGGGACACGUCCUAUAUAGUAAUAUAUUAAACACGUAGUAUAUACUAUUCAAACUUCCGUGAGAAAAUGUUCUUCGAAAUUAUGUAUCCCUCAUAUACAUAAUACACACAAACCUGUAUAUAAUGUUAUAGCUUCCAUUAUAACGCUAUUAUAGUUAUAAUAUUAUUUAUGGAUUAUGUUGACAAUAUGGAGGCUGCCGAAUAUUCGAGCCUCAUUUCCUUGUGAAAGUUUGAACAGCAUGUCCUAUAUGUUUUAUAUUGCCAAAAUGUGAAUCAAAUGGAUGAUUCAAAUAUCGUGCAGUCUCUUUGUCAGAUAAAGCGCGUAAACUCUUUCACUUCCCCUCGGCUUUUAAGGAAGCGAAAUGGACGCCAACUUUAUGCGUGAUUAAAGAGGCCAAUUCAUCUUGAAGAUAAAGGUGAGAAGACAAGUUAUCCCAUAACUAAUUGGGAUCUGAAAAUGCACUUUGGGAAGUGACACAAUGAAGAUGAAAAAAGAAAAAGUAAAAUGAAGAGGAUAAGAAGAGACAAUUGAAUAGGCAAUGUAAAUUUAUUGGAUUGGGCAGGAUCCAAUCGCGACCACUCGAGAUAAAGGAAACAAAUUUGGCAAGAUGACGCGUUGAAGUAGUCUCUAUAGGGGCGCAUGUAUAGUAUUUAUUCAUCCAAAAAUGAAAAAAAAAAAUAACACGUCGAUUCACUUUUUCUUAUGAUAUUUAUAAUAAUUUCCAAUGGAGAGCGAUGCGAUCCUCUCAGCGCAUGUAGAUAAUCGUUCCGUUGAUCGCAUAGACCCCAUAAACCGGUUUUUCAGCUAAAAGUCACGUGACUCAACAAAAAAAAUCUUAUCACCUCGAAAAGAAAAAAAUAUGAUCGGUUUAUGGGAAGAAAAUGGCUCUAGUGUAAUAUCGUGUUUUUUUUUUUUUUUGCAAGUAUCGACGUAGCUAUACUUGAACAGUUGUACAUAAUAGGUAUAUAAUAGAUAUAUAACGGCAAUUGUAUGAUUACAAUGAUGAUGAUGAUAAUUCUGUAACAAAAAAACAUGAACCGUAGCCUAAGGAAACCGAUAAGCAAUCCCCUUCUUGAUAUUAGGUGCAUGUCGAUGUCUAACAAAUUUUUAAUAUCUCAUCAAUGAAAAAAAAGUAAUAAAUCGUUUGGAUCGUAGCAAUCUUUGUAAGUAUUAACAUUUAAAAAAAAAAAGGAAGAAGAAGAAAAAGUUACAGAGAAGCGUUUUUUCGUUGUUGGGGUACAUUCUCAUAAUCUUUUGCAAAUCGUAGUUCUGCUUGUGUAUUCAGAAUCGAGCAGUUUUUUUCUCCGAAACAGCGUACUAAUGAGGAAAUUCAAUUAACCAAAUUAGUUGGUUUCUCGUCUCGUAGCACGUGUAGCUAACUCCCAGCGUCAUCUUAAACGAAUGCUAUAAGGAUCAAUGAAUGGAAGAGGACAACUUGUAUGCCUUAUGUAACAACUGCCACAACUUAUCAUCAAGAGAUGAGAAACUGACUAAUAAUCUUAUCAAUUAUUAAAGAGAUAGACAACCUUUUUGGAGGGCUGCAGAAUUACAUUUGGAAAAGUAAAAUAACUUGUACAUAUAUAUAUUACCAGCGAUCACAAUAUCAAUUAAUAGCAAUUAAAAAAAAUGGAUUGUCCGAUUAAUUUCGAUUCGAAGUGACUAAUCAGUGAAAUUUGCUACACUGUACAUUAUUAUAAUACGUUUCGAACUUUGGGAGUUUCAUUGUAAUCAACGUCAUGAUGUAAUGUACGCACACAUUACCAGUUUUUGUAUAAACUUUGAAAUUUAUUUUCGUAGUUCUCUUUAAUAAUAACCUUGAGAUUCAAGUGAUUCUAACACUUUUUGCACUUCUGAUCGAUAAGCACUCUAACGUCUGUUUCCAAAUUAUAUUUCCUUAAUCGUGUAAUUUGAAUCCUUCAGCUGUCACAGAAAUAGAUCUUCUUUAGAGAAGCAGCUUAUUUUUCUGAGCAUACAAUUUCAUAAGGAGAUACACUCACAUAUUUCAGAUUAAAAAUAAUAGAUUUACUAAGGACUAAAAGGUUUGCUACAUUUUAUCUCUUAUAGUGAUUUGUGAGAGUAUUUGAACAUUUACCACAGAAAACAUUGACAUAUAUAUGUAUUAUGUAUUUGUUUCACAUUUGCUCAAUAUAAUCGUGAUAGUCUGGUCUCAUUACAGCACCAACAAAAUUUCAAAAUAUUUCAUAUACAGAUGUAAUAUGACCAUAAAAGUCAUCUACAAGUGUUUGAAUACUCUUACACUAUAUGUAAACUCUGACUGCUAUCACAAGUUUCUUAAUCUAAAUGUCUAUUGUUCUCCAAAGUAAACAGAGAAAGAGGCUGUAAUGAUCGCAUAGGUUCUAACUAAUUAUAAAAUUGGAAAAUAGCUAUUCACGUUGUCGAGAUGAGAAUAUAGUCAUCUUACAAAGAUGUGUAUUGUUAUAGGAAAAGAUAUAGCGAGAUUAUAAAAUCGACGAUGUGUUUAAAUUUAUAUGUUUCAAGAGACUAAACAAUAAUUUGAGACAUAUGGAGAAAGAGAAGGAAUUAAAAUCCUCAUUCAAUAUAUCAUAGAAUAAUAUGGAACUGUUCUCUUUUUAUAGAACAUUUAAGAAAAAUUGUGUAUAGCAUAAAAUUUGAAAAGUAGAUUCUAAACAUAUGCAGUUUGCUAUUUUUCACAUAAUGCAUAUAUAAAAAAAUUUUAUACAUCACUAAUGACUAAACUAUGAAUUUUUAUGUAUUUAUGGAAAUUCUGAAAAUGAAGGAAUGUACAAAAUGGAUGUAACAUGCAAAAAUAUACAAAAUAUCUAAAGUAAAGUACUUGAAUGAAACAAAUCUUUGCUUAGAUUCCAUUUCUAUAAUUGUGUUCAUAAAAAUAUAAAACAUAAAAAUCCGUAAUCUAUUAAUGACUUGACGCAAUUACAUCAAUCGAUGUCGCUAAUUAAUAAUUAAAUUUAUAACCUCGCUAUAUCUCUUCCGCCAAGUAUAUAUGCGUCGUUUACAGCUGAAGGAAACAAAAACCGAGAGAACUCGAACGCAACUAAGAAUAGUUGGCAAAGUGUUCAUCCUAAUUGUACAUAGGCUCCCAUGGAUCCGUAACAAGUCCGUAGUCUUCAGCGUUAUUAAUUCUAGUCUUUCUCAUCAGGAGAGUUCUCCGGUUACGCUGUAAUGUUUGCGAGGGAGAGAGCGAAAGAGAGAGAGAGAAAAUAAUUCCAUAAAACUUUGUCAGAAAAACCUUGAUGUAGUUCUUAAGGAUGUGGUUUACAAUAAAGAGUGUGAGGUCAGUCUAAUAUAA